AAUGGGUCCUCACUGUCUCAGCCGUCUCCCAUUUCUUCUCUUUCGAGCUUUCUAGGGUUUCAUCCCCAACUAUCUCUUCCUCUCGCGCUUCGAGUAGCCGUCAUGCCUCGCCGAAGCUCCGGUCGUCCAGCCCCACGUGCUGCUCCUCGUCCUGCUCCAGUGAGGAACCCUCCUCAACCUGUACAUCAGGCACCACCUCCAGCUCCUGCUCAGGGUGGUGGAUCUCUCCUAGGAGGAAUUGGAUCUACAAUUGCUCAAGGCAUGGCUUUUGGCACGGGCAGUGCUGUUGCUCACAGAGCUGUCGAUGCUGUUCUGGGGCCUCGCACCAUACAGCAUGAGACCGCGGUAUCUGAAGCUCCUGCUGCUGCUGCUGCCCCAGUGAGCAAUGCUGUUGGCACAGAUGCAUGUGGCAUCCACUCUAAGGCUUUCCAGGAUUGCAUCAACAAUUAUGGUACCGACAUCAGCAAGUGCCAGUUCUAUUUGGACAUGCUAAAUGAGUGCCGUCGAGGUUCUGGCGCAGGGCUGGGUGCCUGAUCUAUAUAUAAUUUUCACGAAGUCCAUAUUUGCUCAUGCUGGUCGGGUUUCUUUGAUAAGUAAUAAUAGCACCUUGAACCUUUAUCUGCUAAAGAUACCCUUUGCUAUCCUAGAUUGGCCCUUGGAAGUGAAUCAAAAAAACAUUAUUUCCAUCUGCCAUUUCCCUUGCUAUGAUUAUGAUGUGUAAGCAUCCAACUAAACUUUAUCACCUGGUGUUUUAGAUUCAAUGUGAUGCCGGAAUGACAAUUUUAUUGAUUGCUUGUUGCCAAUUUGAUACA
Musa acuminata subsp. malaccensis (wild Malaysian banana) is the source of this 812-nucleotide messenger RNA. RefSeq lists its product as uncharacterized. The record is from RefSeq and is a predicted model, not a curated record. Gene Ontology annotation, cellular component: nucleus; mitochondrion. NCBI's taxonomy places the organism in Eukaryota, Viridiplantae, Streptophyta, Magnoliopsida, Zingiberales, Musaceae. Gene Ontology annotation, biological process: mitochondrion organization.